Messenger RNA from Zootoca vivipara (common lizard), 1197 nucleotides. It is a transcript of the gene NMUR2, whose product is annotated as neuromedin U receptor 2. Lineage: Eukaryota; Metazoa; Chordata; Lepidosauria; Squamata; Lacertidae. The record is from RefSeq and is a predicted model, not a curated record. Gene Ontology annotation, molecular function: neuromedin U receptor activity. Gene Ontology annotation, cellular component: plasma membrane. Gene Ontology annotation, biological process: neuropeptide signaling pathway.
AUGGAUUGGAUCACAAACAUCUCUUCAAGUGUGUACCAAACAGAGGAUGAAGUGGAGCCACUGAUUAGAAGAUACCUAAACAGCACUGAGGACUACCUUACCUUUUUAUAUGGACCCAGACGGAGCCAUUUGUUCCUGCCUAUGACUUGGGUAUAUGGCUUGAUUUUCAUCGUUGGUGUGUCCGGCAACCUUUUAGUGUGCCUGGUGAUUCUCAGGCACCGCAACAUGAAAACGCCCACUAACUACUAUCUCUUCAGCCUUGCCAUUUCCGACCUGCUGGUCCUGCUCUGCGGGAUGCCCUUGGAAGUCUACGAAAUGUGGAGCAACUACCCCUUCUUGUUUGGAUUGGCUGGGUGCUAUUUCAAGACGGCUCUCUUUGAGACGGUGUGCUUCGCCUCCAUCCUGAACAUCACCACAGUCAGCAUAGAGCGGUACGUGGCCAUCAUGCACCCCUUCCGAGCCAAGCUGAAGAGCACCAGGCGGCGCGCGUUGAGGAUCAUCAUUGUCCUGUGGCUCUUGUCUGUCCUCUUCUCUCUUCCCAACACCAGCACCCAUGGCAUCAUACUGCAGUAUUUCCCAAAUCACACAGAAGUCCCUGGCUCAGCAACAUGUGCUGUGGUUCAGCCCUUGUGGAUCUACAACUGUAUCAUCCAGUUAAGCGCCUUCCUCUUUUACGUGCUGCCAAUGAGUGUCAUCAGUGUGCUCUACUGCCUGAUGGGGAUGAAACUGAGAGGAGACUGUUCUUUGGAAGUAGAUGAAAUGGGAAUUAAUGUUAAAAGACCAUCCAGGAAGUCUGUCACUAAGAUGUUAUUUGUCCUAGUAAUCGUUUUUGGCAUAUGCUGGGCUCCGUUCCACACAGACCGACUCUUCUACAGCUUUGUCAUAAACUGGACAGAACCUCUUGCCAAUACAUUCAACUUAAUCCAUGUGGUGUCAGGCAUUUUCUUCUACUUGAGUUCUGCUGUUAACCCUAUCAUCUACAACUUGCUGUCCAGACGUUUUAGGACGGCUUUCCUGAGUGUCAUCUUUCCUCAGUGCAAACACUGGCACCCCAGACACACCACCAGUCGCCUGCCAUCCCAGCGGAGCAUCUUCAUGCUUGGGGAACGCAAUGUUGCAGGGUCUGCGGAAGAAAGAAGCCAUCAGUAUCCGCAGAGGUCGUCUGUCUGCAGCUCUCACCUGUCUGGCGGUCUGUGA